GAGAAUUCGGAAUCCUUAAAUCCUAACCUACUUGAAGGUGACAUGAUUAUGUCGCCACAGCAAGUAAGAGGGUUACUCCUGGGACAGUCACGUGGCGCUCAUUUUGUUCGCCGCUGGCCAAAUGGCAUGGUGCCAUAUACUAUCGAUUGGAGUUUGGGUAAGCGUGACAUUAAUUUUAAAGUUGAAGACACUUUAAUCUAACAACUUUUUCUCCUAUGCUUAGGAUAUGAAUCGCCUGCUAGUAGUCUGUGAUCUUUGGAUAGACACUUUAAUCUAACAACUUUUUCUCCUAUGCUUAGGAUAUGAAUCGCCUGCUAGUAGUCUGUGAUCUUUGGAUAGGGAGUGAGUUUUGCCGAUGACAAGAGUUUGGGACGAGACAGGAGAAUGUUAUUGUGCCUUUAGUCUUGAUCCAGGCUCUCCCCUGUCAAAUAUCACCACGCCCGUACAACCAUGCGAUUAAAAAUAAAGAAAUAAAAAGUAGGAGAAAAGAAACACACACAAGCUAACCCGGAAGGCUUAGUAUUCUUAAGAUAUUACCUAACACCCCAAAAAAUGACAGCGUUCGUGCUAUGAUUUUAUCUUGCGUCAGAGAAACUGAGUCUGCCCAUCACAUUUCUUGCAGAAAGGGAAGAUGUGGCCAAAUCUGUCAUUGCUGCUGCUAUUGAGGAAUGGACAAGCAAAACCUGUUUGCAAUUCAAGGAAAGGACUUCCGAGAGGGCAUACGUUACAUUUCGCAUAGGAAGCGGGUUUGUGCCUGAUUUUAGUCAAACUAAUAUAUAUUAAUUUGAUUGUAUAAACGCCUUUAAUAGCAGUUUAAGUCACAUCGUUCGCCAGGAAUCGUGUCAAAACUGGACAGUUCAGGCCAUUUUCGAAACUGGACUCUACAAUUCUUCAUUCUUACACGAUUUUCUUUACCUGGAAGCCUUUCAUUAUCUCACUUUACUCUUGUAACCCUCGAAUAAUUCCUGCUGGAUAAUGCAUUCCCAUUUAAAUUUCUUCGUUUUGGGCUGUUUAAGAGUCCAAGAACUUUGUUGACUUGUUGCUCUCACUGAUUUUAGAAUAAAAUCAAUAAAGACAUCUCGUAACGAACAAUCCUGUUCUGUUUAUUAAACUCUCAGCUCGAAAUCCAAAAAUUGAUUGGCAUUUAAAUUCACCAAUCAGAGGGGUUGGCCUACAGACGAUCUGGCACCAAAUUCUCAUUACUUAUUCACAACAACAGAGUUAUAGCGAGAGAGAAGAAUUAUCUAUUAGGGAGCUAACAUUGUGUCUACAGAAUCUCAUAUGUUCUUGCAGUUGCUCUGCUUCAGUGGGAUAUCAAGGAUAUCAACAGUUCGUUAACCUAGCUCCUGGAUGUUGGCACAUGGGGACUGCGGCUCAUGAAAUCGGUACGUGGGUUGGGAAAAGGGUGGGGGGGGGGGUAUGGUUGCACAGGUCAGCUCCAGCUUACGAGCCAGUAAGCCUAUUACUGCAAGAGCUUACUACAUCUCUGGUGGCUUGAGGUAGCGUUGAGUAUUGUUACACCUCACUGAACGGGAUUCUGUUAAUUUUCUCUGACUUCAGACACGAUUUUAAAGAACCCUGGAUUAUUUUUCAACAGCGUAUGAUUUUGUUAUUGUGACUUAAGAAUAAAGUAUCCUUUCUUUAUCCUUUCUUUAUUGCUGUUACUCGAUAGUUUUCUCACUGAGACAUUGCUUGCUAUCGCUCUCGCGGCUUUUCCAGUCUGGGCAGUGAUGUUAGUAGUUCUCAAGCCAUUGCACAUAACAGCAAAUGAUAAUCACUCUCAUUCACUUGUGAGUCCAAUUUCUUGUGUGGCUAGAAAAGUGUGUUCUUACAACCUACGCCACUAGCUUUCGAUUGAGAACUAAUAUGGAGAAGAUUUGUUUUCUUCUGUCCGUUUAACAGAGACCAUAUUUCUUUUUGGUUUCCCCAAGUAUAAUAUAUUUGAUGAAAUUUCGUUUCAGAUCGAGUUUGGUCAAAGAGAAAGAGAGAGCGAAGGAGAUGCCCGUCAAAUGAACAAGAUGUACAACUGCCCAUAG
Messenger RNA from Pocillopora meandrina, 2036 nucleotides. NCBI's taxonomy places the organism in Eukaryota, Metazoa, Cnidaria, Anthozoa, Scleractinia, Pocilloporidae. The record is from the annotation of a GenBank genome assembly.